AUGUGGUGGCUGGUGCUGGCCCUGUUCUGCUUCCAGCUCGGGGAGGGGAUGCUGAGGAUCCCCCUGAGGAAAGGCAGGUCCAUGCGGGAGCUGCUGAGAGAGAAGGGGGUGCCGGAGGGUUUCCUGAAGGAGCUCAAAGGGGACCCCGGUAGGAAAUACCAGCUCAACAACGCUGUGGCUUACGAACCACUAACGAACUACCUGGAUUCCUUCUACUUUGGGGAGAUCAGCAUCGGGACCCCUCCACAAAAUUUCCUGGUGGUCUUUGACACCGGCUCCUCCAACCUGUGGGUGCCCUCCACCUACUGCCAGAGUCCAGCCUGCGUGAAUCACAAGAGGUUCAACUCCAGCCUGUCGUCCACCUUCUCGUACAUCGGUGUGACCUACACCCUGAGAUACGGGCUUGGUGACCUGUCGGUGGUGUUAGGGUACGACACCGUGACAGUCCAGAACAUCGUCGUCAGGGACCAGGAGUUUGGCCUGAGCCUGGAUGAGCCCAGCAGCCCCUUUUACUACCUGGACUUUGAUGGGAUUUUGGGCAUGGCUUACCCGGGCGUUGCCAUCAGCGGUUACAGCACGCUGAUGCAGAACAUGCAGCAGCAGGGCCAGCUCGCUGAACCCAUCUUCAGCUUCUACUACUCACGCAACCCAACGUAUAACUAUGGUGGGGAAGUCAUCCUCGGAGGGGUUGACCCCCAGCUGUACUCCGGGGAGGUUUUAUGGUCUCCUGUCAUCCAGGAAUUGUACUGGAAGAUCAGUAUCGAGGAGUAAGUGCUGCACCGCGGCUCGGAGUGGGUCUCGGAGCCGGGAGAAGCCUUUUCUGAUACCGGUACAGUCCUGCUGACCGUCCCAGGACAAUUCAUGUCAGACUUCCUUCAGGCGCUGGGUGCAGAGGAGAAUGCCUACGGGUUUGUCGUCAACUGCAGCAGCGUCUCAAGCAUGCCCUACCUCUACUUUGCCAUCAGUGGAACACAGUUAUCGCUGCCUCCCUCUGUCUAUGUCUUAAACAACGAUGGCAUCUGCACCGUUGCAGUCGAGAGCACGUACGUGUCCUCCUCCAGCGGCCAGCCACUCUGGAUCCUCGGCAACAUCUUCCUCCGGCAGUACUACUCCAUCUUCGACAUGGCUAACAACAGAGUUGGCUUUGCCCUGUCAGCCUAG
Cariama cristata (Red-legged seriema) is the source of this 1161-nucleotide messenger RNA. Its product is annotated as gastricsin-like. Gene Ontology annotation, biological process: proteolysis. The transcript has 9 exons. Gene Ontology annotation, molecular function: aspartic-type endopeptidase activity. NCBI's taxonomy places the organism in Eukaryota, Metazoa, Chordata, Aves, Cariamiformes, Cariamidae. The record is from RefSeq and is a predicted model, not a curated record.